This is a messenger RNA of Octodon degus (degu), 1023 nucleotides long. RefSeq names its product N(alpha)-acetyltransferase 10, NatA catalytic subunit (gene Naa10). Gene Ontology annotation, cellular component: NatA complex. Gene Ontology annotation, molecular function: protein N-terminal-serine acetyltransferase activity; protein-N-terminal-glutamate acetyltransferase activity. Gene Ontology annotation, biological process: N-terminal peptidyl-glutamic acid acetylation. The record is from RefSeq and is a predicted model, not a curated record. Bases 253 to 960 code for a protein of 235 amino acids. The transcript is spliced from 8 exons. NCBI's taxonomy places the organism in Eukaryota, Metazoa, Chordata, Mammalia, Rodentia, Octodontidae.
CGCGUCUGACACGCUCAUUGGCUUGCGCGCGCCCCGCCCAGCACAGAGGGCCACUCCGCGCAGGUGCCGCUUGGUCGGGAGGCGGGUCCGGUGGCCGCGUACUUCCGUCUGGUGGCGGGUUAGCUGUGCACCGCCUCUUCCGCCGCCGCCCCCGCAAUCCCGUCUCAGACCGGUACUCCGGUGUCGCUUCGGAGCGCAGCGGCCGCGGACUGCGCGAUCACGCCCCCCGGGACCCGCGAUCCCGUCGCCGUGAUGAACAUCCGCAAUGCGAGGCCCGAGGACCUGAUGAACAUGCAGCACUGUAACCUGCUCUGCCUGCCCGAGAACUACCAGAUGAAGUACUACUUUUACCACGGCCUCUCCUGGCCGCAGCUGUCCUACAUUGCCGAGGAUGAGAAUGGGAAGAUUGUGGGGUAUGUCCUGGCCAAAAUGGAGGAGGAUCCGGAUGAUGUGCCCCACGGACACAUCACCUCACUGGCUGUGAAGCGCUCCCACAGGCGCCUGGGCUUGGCCCAGAAGCUCAUGGACCAGGCCUCUCGAGCCAUGAUUGAGAACUUCAAUGCCAAGUACGUCUCCCUGCACGUCAGGAAGAGUAACCGGGCCGCCCUGCACCUCUACUCCAACACCCUCAACUUUCAGAUCAGCGAGGUGGAGCCGAAGUACUACGCAGACGGGGAAGAUGCCUACGCUAUGAAGCGGGACCUCACCCAGAUGGCUGAGGAGCUGAGGCGGCACCUGGAGCUGAAGGACAAGAACAGGCACGUGGUGCUGGCUGCCAUCGAGAACAAGGUGGAGGGCAAAGGUGCUCCCUUGCCGGGCCCGGGCGAGGCCUGCCGGGAGGAGAAGACCCUAGCUGCCGAAGACAGUGGUGGGGACAGCAAGGACCUCAGUGAGGUCAGCGAGACCACAGAGAGCACGGAUGUCAAGGACAGCUCAGAGGCCUCCGACUCUGCCUCCUAGAACCCACACACCCGGGCCUCAGCCCGUGAGCUGUCCCAAUAAAGCUCAGCCUGUGGCCUUGGG